AUGGUGAAUGUGUACCGGGCCCACCAGCACUCCUGCUUCCUCUACCUGGGCAGCAUCUUGGUGGACGAGUACGGCAUGGAGGAGGGCUGCAGGCAGGGGCUGCUCGACAUGCUGCAGGCGCUGUGCAUCCCCACCUUCCAACUCCUAGAGCAACCCAACGGCCUUCAGAACCACCCCGACACCGUGGAUGACCUCUUCAGACUAGCAGCCAGGUUUAUCCAGCGCAGCCCCGUCACCUUGCUACGGAGCCAAGUGAUGAUCCCCAUCCUGCAGUGGGCCAUCGCUGCCACCACCUUGGAUCACCGGGAUGCCAACUGCAGUGUCAUGAAGUUCCUACGGGAUCUCAUCCACACCGGGGUGGCCAAUGAUCACGAGGAAGACUUUGAAGUGCGGAAGGAGCUCAUCAACCAGGUGAUGAACCAACUGGGCCAGCAGCUCGUCAACCAGCUCCUGCACACGUGCUGCUUCUGCCUCCCACCCUACACCCUGCCCGACGUCGCCGAGGUGCUCUGGGAGAUCAUGCAGAUCGACCGGCCGACCUUCUGUCGCUGGCUGGAGAACUCGCUGAAGGGUCUACCAAAGGAAACGACGGGAGGAGCCAUCCAGGUCACACACAAACAGCUCACGGACUUCCACAAGCAGGUCACGAGCGGUGAGGAAUGUAGACAAGUCUGCUGGGCUCUGAGGGACUUCACCCGCCUGUUCCGAUAGCUGCGGCUCCGGCACGGCGCCUGUCUCCCAG
Nestor notabilis (Kea) is the source of this 742-nucleotide messenger RNA. Its product is annotated as transportin-3-like. The annotation marks the transcript as partial. The transcript is spliced from 6 exons. NCBI's taxonomy places the organism in Eukaryota, Metazoa, Chordata, Aves, Psittaciformes, Psittacidae. Gene Ontology annotation, cellular component: cytoplasm; nuclear membrane. Gene Ontology annotation, biological process: protein import into nucleus. The record is from RefSeq and is a predicted model, not a curated record.